ACUUUAUGAAUAUAUCAUACUGUCAAGCUAUCAAAAUUAUACCAUAUGCACUUGUAUUUGAUCAAGAUCCCUACUGUUAUUUUUCUUUGCUUGAAGAACUCAAACAUCAAGGAUUUGAAAAUGAAGAAGAUCUUCCAGAAUCUUUUACCAAUGCUCUUGAAGAAAAAGCAAGAGAAAUGAGACAAGAAGAUGAUGUCGAUAACCAAGACACCAAUGCUCAGACUCAAGCAGAACAAGAUAUGGCAAAUCAAACCAAAAAUGUCCACCAAACAACACAUUAUUUUGUUCGUGCUUUAGCAAAUGCUAAUUUAGAACAUUAUCCUCACAAUUUGGAGCGAGAAAUGGUUGCCAGAAAUCAUCACAAACAUCCAUUAAACUAUAAAAAAAAUGAUCUCGUCAUUCUUGCAAUUCCCAAAAUUGACCGAAGCAAUACUGAUCCAACUUUACCAUGCAAGAUUAUUGAAAAACUUUCCAGUGGCAACAUUCGUAAUGCCGCAAAUCUUCAAGCUAUGGCAGCUACACAGGAACAAAAUAUAGUUGUGCUGGCGCAUAUGAUUCAUAUAAAUGUUGAUGUAAAAAAGCUAAAGUACCAUCCAGCCAGAAUGUCGACUGACAAUCUGGCCAGCCAGAUCGACGAUGACAAAUUGGGGUUUAUAUUAAGUGAAUGUCUUGCUCAACUUUCAACCUCAUAUCCACAGACGAAUCAAACCUCUUUAACAUUCCAUAAUUCAGCAAUUCUUUAG
Messenger RNA from Ambispora leptoticha, 743 nucleotides. NCBI's taxonomy places the organism in Eukaryota, Fungi, Glomeromycota, Glomeromycetes, Archaeosporales, Ambisporaceae. The record is from the annotation of a GenBank genome assembly.